AUAGAAACUUGUAGAAAAAUAAGCUUUCGGGCAACGACAUUAACGGUAGACACAAGGGGAAUACCCUUCUAAACACGAUGCCUGCAGUAAAUUUGUGAUCGCAUCAUGCCACCUGCACGCCGUAUAAAAAACGCCUCGCUUUUUAGUUAGCAGCAUUAACGCAGACGGAGGACAUAUUAUGGAUACGUCGAUCAUGGUCUGUCUGGUACUACUUUUCACCUUCGCGGCCUCGGUGGUCGCGAUGAACUCAACGGGGGACGCCUGUGGUGUGUGCGAGUGUAUCGAGCAUCUGCACGCCGUCAUAUGUACGGGCAAAGGCCUCAGAGAACUACCCUCGGGCAUCCCCAAUGACACUGUGUCGCUCGAACUGGGAGACAAUUUCUUGCAUGAGAUACCUUAUGAUAGUUUGCUGGAAUUCAAGUCCCUGAUCAAAAUAAACUUAACCAACAACUUGAUCGAGAAACCCUUUGGAUUGCCGGAGUCCGUGAAAUUUCUUCAUGCGGAAGGGAAUCGACUACAAGACAUUAAGCCCAUCGUGAAAAAUGGAAUCCACCUCAAAUCAGUGUAAGUGCGGUGUUCGGUUAUACCCGAUUUAUCAAAGUCAAUAAGGAAGCUGUAGUUUGAAGCUUUUAAGCAAGCGGAAAUUCGGAGAAACACGCUUAAGAUAUCGAGACAUGCAUAUUUCUGGCUGUUUCAAGGCGCUAUUUUGGAGCCAACGUGUUUCGCAAAAUCCAUCCCCCA
Molecule: messenger RNA, 741 nt
Organism: Acanthaster planci (crown-of-thorns starfish)
Lineage: Eukaryota; Metazoa; Echinodermata; Asteroidea; Valvatida; Acanthasteridae
Product: cytochrome P450 3A29-like
Source: RefSeq, a predicted model, not a curated record